AUGAGAAUCAGCCGUAAUCUUCUGAUCAAACUAUCCAGAGAAGCGAAUCAUCUGGGCAUAUGCCAAGACAAUGGUUCGAGGCUGAGCCUCAUCAUGACUUGCAUAGAGGCGGGGCCGGACACGUACUUUCUCCGAAGCCAGUCCGAUAACACGAUCAAGUUGGGAAGACGAGGCCGAACAAAUGGCAUACAACAAAAGAUGCCUGCGAUCCUUUUGGCCUUGAAAUCCUUCGAUCGAACCGCUGGCAAGAGGCUAGCAGACUCGAGGUCCAGUCUAACAUUGCUCCACACUGAUUCUCCUCCUUUUACAGAUGACUAUUUCGAACAUUUGCCCACGGUCCGGGCUCCCUCGCCUGACUACCAGAGCCUGGACACGCUGGGCCGCGGGCGAUUCAGAGGCCCAAUGGCCUUAGAGACGGGAGCGCUGUCUCCGAGGCGCCAGACAAACGAGCCCUGGGUCUGCCAGUACGCCUGCGGAGGCGCCGGGCCGCCACCACCUCCACCACUACCACAACCACCACCACCCCCACAAGUGGCAGCAACAGUACCGACUCUGCCGUUGGGUAAUGUCGAACUGGGCAGGCAGAAACCACCCUCAGGAGCGUCUGCCAAACGGCCGGUUGGGGGCCAACAGUAUCACAGAGGCGAAAUGGAAGAGGGGGAAUCGGAGGCGGCCGAUUCCAGUCGUCCAGUUGGCGGGACUCUGACCGAGGCAACCGAGGCGGCCGAGGCCCCAGCGUCUCGGUGGUACCGGCGCUGUGUGACGCUCCACAGGCCCGGACAGUCGGGCGGCAUGUUGAAGACGGCCAAUAGCCAAGUGGGCAACGAGGGCAGAAGCGACUCUGAUGCCGAUGGUGCUGUGGAGGCGAGCAAAGACGGACGACUCCGGCUGGCCGGCUUCCACAGCAAGGCCGGCGACCUGUUGGCGGGCCGGGCGGCCGAGACGAGCAGGGGCUGGACGGACUGCCGACCGGACACGGCCAGAUGGCUUGAGGCGAGAAGCGCCGGAGUUGGAAAACCGGACGUGACGCCACAGUCGUCCGUCGCCUACGACGCCUGUACCACUGGCAGAUACGCCUAUCAUGCCAUUCGAGAAGGCAGUUUUGUCUGA
Molecule: messenger RNA, 1110 nt
Organism: Protopolystoma xenopodis
Lineage: Eukaryota; Metazoa; Platyhelminthes; Monogenea; Polystomatidea; Polystomatidae
Source: the annotation of a GenBank genome assembly